AUCGAAAAUACAUAAAAGUAUGUACAGUUUACAAAACAAGUAAGAAAUAUAAACUCGGACUAAAGUGAACUAUAACAAGUGAAAAUAAUUGAUGGAAACUUGUCUCAAGAAAAUAUCCAAAUUUUUGGUCCCUUGCCUCGAAAUUUUUGGUCCUUGUGAACUGUGAUUGGGAACUGCAUUCCAGGAUAUUUCCCUCGAAAUUUCAUAAUCAAAACGGGAUGGCUUUUAUCCAAAGUCAAAAUGAGUUAUCUCUGUAUGUGUUUUUAUGAGAGUAAUUCAAUUCAGAUAAAACAUGACACCAAUUCUCAUCCAAAUUUGGAGAUGGCUGAUGCAUCCAAAGGUGUGGAGAUUUGGGGGCUUUGCUUCAGCUGUAGUUGGAUUGCUUUGUUAUGCUCUCAGUUCUUCCUUCAACUAUCUCUUUGGAGAAUGGAAUCUUUUGAAGAUUUUUCUUUACACCGUUUUCAGCUUCAUAAUCUGUCUGGUGAUUCUAUUUGCAAGGAUAUGGAGACACUCAAGAAGUCUUCGUUUCAAAGCUCACGCAGCAUAUUUGGCAUUAACAAUCACCUCUGUCUAUUCAUUUUUCUUUGAUAAAGUUAUGAAUGGAAAACCAGAUGCAUAUAGUAUCAUUUCAUGUGCUGCCUUUUCUAUUAUGUCACUCAGUUUGUCGCGUCAAACUCAGUGCGGAUUUGAAGUGGAUCUUCUUUACUUUUUUCUAGGAGUUCUAAUUGUACAACUCAUGAAGAUUAAAUUGCAGUUAUUCAUUGUUGGAGCAGGUUUCAGCUAUUCCCUUAUUAUUCUCCGUUCUUCAUUUUCUUCAAUAGAUGCCAUUGCCAGAGCAGAUAAUGAGUACUCUGAACUCCAAAAUGGAAGUUCAGUGGUUAUUAACAUGAAUUCCCUACAAUUGGACAGUACUGAUAUUGCUAGCAAUAGCAAUGGCAUCAAUUCACCCCAAUUGGUCGGUAGUGAUUUCAAUAGUAUGAUGGAUCAACUCCAGACUUGUGUGAAGGCGCUUGAGCAGGAAAAUUCAAAUCUCAUUGAAAUGCUUUUGGAGCAAAUAGAAAAAUAUGUUGAAGAAGACUCUCAGUUGGUGGUGGCCGAUCCUAACUUCAUGAUGGAUGCACUACACCCAGAAACCAUCAAAAGUGUUCAGGAAACAGCCAUGUUGAUGGUGACAGCUGGAUUUGAAAAGGAGUUUUCCGAUGUGUACAACAACUGUCGGAGGAAAUGCUUGGAUGAGUGCCUAAUGCAUAAAUUAUUUAGGUUUCAGAAGUUCAGUCUCGAUGAAGUUCACAAUAUGUCGUGGCAGGACCUCAAAGAAGAGAUUGAAAUAUGGAUUAAAGCUUCCAAUGUCGCUCUCAAGAUACUUUUUCAUGGCGAGCGACGACUCUGCGAUCGCGUCUUCUUCGGAUUCUCAUCAGCAGCAGAUUUCUCUUUCAUGGAGGUUUGCAGAGGAUCCACCGUUCAGUUGUUAAAUUUUGCCGAUGGUGUUGCAAAUGGAAGGCGUUCGCCAGAGCAUUUGUUUAACACCCUUAAGGUGUUUGAAACAUUGCGUGACCUAAUUCCAGAUUUUGAAUCCUUAUUUUGUGAUCAGCAUAGUGUGUCUCUAAUGAAUGAAGCGAUCACGAUAUGGAAGAGAUUGGGGGAAUCAAUCAGAGGCAUUUUCGUGGAGUUGGAGAAUCUGAUUGUUCGAGAUUCGGCUGUGACGGUUCCCGGUGGCGGUCUUCACCCGAUUACCCAGCACGUGAUGAACUACCUCCAUGCGGUUUGUCGGUUCUGUCCAACACUAGAGCAAGUGUUUGACGGUUCCUCACUUUCUGGGCAGAUGAAUAGGAUUAUGGACCAAUUGGAGAGCAAUUUGGAAGAGAAGUCCAAAUCCUACGAGGACCCUUCUUUAAGCUAUAUUUUCUGGAUGAAUAACGACAAAUACAUAGUUGAGAUGACCAAAGAUACCAAACUAGGAACCCUUUUGGUCGAUUUCUGGAUUGGAAAACAUGCUUUGAAAAAAUCUCAGUAUCAUGCUAAAUAUCAAAAGACCAUGGGCACUAUACCCCCCACUUUAGUGCAAGAUUUAUUCCAGACGACUGGUCCUUUUGGAGACGUUCAGCCGUUAUUGUACAGCUCUCAACAGGUUGACGAGAUAGAUGGGGAGAAUGUGAAAGCAGAUGUGCAUGAAGCAUCACCCUCGGAACAACAACAAAUGUAUUUUAACUUCUCCCAACCACAUGAAAGGUAUCUCAACUACCGGCAACCACUUGAAAGGCAAAAGGAUUCAUGGACGAGAACAAUAGUGGUGGUAUCUCCCGCACCACAAUUUUGGAACCCAGAUAAAAUGCCACCAGAUGACGGGUUUACCUGGAAAAAAUACGGCAAGAAAGAAACAUUUGGGUUUAAAUACCCUAGGAGUUACUACAAGUGCAAUGACAUGAAGUUAUAUGCGUGUCGAGCCAAGAAGCAAGUACAACGACAUGGUGUCCAUCCAAAUAUAUUUGAAGUACAAUACGUAGGUGGACAUUCUUGCGGCACGUCCUUAACGAUACCAUCGUUAAUUUUACCACCACAACUAGUGAAUAUCUCAAGGGAUACGACUCAAUCAUCAACUUCACCAUCUGACAAUGCUGGACUCUCUAUUUCAAAACCAGACAUUGAUUUUUGGAAAACAAGUAGCUCCAAUAAAUGGCCACAAGGUGAAUAUAUAAAUUCUAUGCCAAAGCUAGCUGUUCCGGCCGACGGUGGGCAUCAUGAUCCAAUGAUGAAAACCAUCGUGAUCAGUCUUGUUUCAUUUCCGUCACAAAAGGAGAAGACAAUAGAGCUGGUAGAGUGCAUAUUGGCAUCAGAGUCUGAAAAAUAUGUGGAUCCUUCUUUGCGUCAUUUUUUCAUGAUGAAUAGUUGGAGGUAUUUAGAACAGGCAAAUAAAAUAAGGGAUUUAUAUGAUACUUUUGGCUAUGUUUGGUUCAAAAAAACUAGAUCAAAAGUGAUACAAAACCUUGAACUCUAUCAAAGAAGUUCAUGGGAUAAGGUGCUGGAGUUUUUAAAGUUGGAUAUCAAUGACUCUGUUGAUUCGAUGAAAACAAAGCUCAGUAUGUUCAACAUGCACUUUAAAGAGAUAUGCAGAGUUCAGUGCAUUUGGUCUGUUCAUGAUAUGAAUCUAAGAGAACAAAUAAUUGCAACUCUCAAAAACAUCUUGCUGCCAGCUUAUGGAAUCUUCAUAGGGAGGUUUCAGGAUUUUCUUAAAAAUAAAGCUUACGAUUAUAUUGAGUAUGGAAUGUUUGACAUUCAAGAUAUACUCGAUAAUAUGUUUCUUGGAAACAAGAAAAACAAUUGAGUCAUUUGAUUUGUGAUAAGGAUCAUAGUUAUUUCUUCAUUUUGUUUUGUUUUAUUUCGUCCUGGUGUUUUGUAGUGUUUUCUUAAUCUCAAUAGAGUUAUUUAAUUUUUUAUAUGUAUAAAUCUCAUAAUAACAUAAUAAGAUUCAUUUGAAAGUCUUUUAGAAUAGGUCAUAUAUGUUAAUAUGUCAUAUUGUGUGUAAGAGUACAUGAUAAUAUGUAACAUUAAUUUUGUAGAUUUUAUCCUACUGAAAA
Molecule: messenger RNA, 3575 nt
Organism: Cicer arietinum (chickpea)
Lineage: Eukaryota; Viridiplantae; Streptophyta; Magnoliopsida; Fabales; Fabaceae
Biological process (GO): exocytosis; regulation of DNA-templated transcription
Cellular component (GO): exocyst
Molecular function (GO): sequence-specific DNA binding; phosphatidylinositol-4,5-bisphosphate binding; DNA-binding transcription factor activity
Source: RefSeq, a predicted model, not a curated record